Sordaria macrospora k-hell is the source of this 1407-nucleotide messenger RNA. RefSeq lists its product as uncharacterized. The record is from RefSeq and is a predicted model, not a curated record. Lineage: Eukaryota; Fungi; Ascomycota; Sordariomycetes; Sordariales; Sordariaceae. Gene Ontology annotation, biological process: polyketide metabolic process.
AUGUCCAUGUCAUCUCCCUUGAACCAACCCAAUUUAGAACUCCCAGCGGAAAUCACCCUCCAGCCCCCGCUCACCCGGCGCGGCACCGGACCGGGAUUGAUCCUCGUUGUGCCGCCCAAGGCGGAACUCGACCUUGUCAACCGGAAACUACGAGAACUCCCUUCUGAUCAAAAUGAGUAUGGUGAGCGGAAGGAGGGUCACGUACAGAAAACGCUGGAACCGGAGCCGCUCAAGAAAUGGGCUGAAGAGGGGUACGCGGUUGCGCAGGUCACGUACACGUACACGUCCGGUCGAUCAAGUAUGCUCGGUACGCUUGGUACACUUUGUACACCUGACGAGGAUGGUCCCGAGCGUCAGAGUCUGGAGCUUGGCGAGUUGGUUGGGAAAGCGAUUGAGGAACUUGCAAAGAUGAAGGAGUGUGAAGGGACGGAGAAGGUUGGUCUUGUUGUGCACGCGUAUGGCGACAACAGCUUUCUCGCCUCUGCCAUCACCGCCAACCCUCGCGUUGCCUGUUGCGUCUACUACGGCCCCUUUGAACCCGUUGCAAAGACAAAAGAAACCUUAAUCCCCAUUCUCGCGCACAUUCCCGGCUCCGUGCCUCAGCGUUCUCAGAUGGACACUGCAACGUUUGGGGAAGAUCCCGAAAACGUACAUGUAAAAUGUCACUACUACCCCAACCUGAACCUGAAAACACACCAUUACUUCGCCCACCCUUCAUGCACCGUAGGGUUCAACCCCAGCGCCGCCUCAGUCGCGCACACCCGCUCUCUCACCUUCCUCAAGCCUCUGCUGGGAGGACCUUACUUCGACCUGGAAGCCAUCUGGGACGAGCACACCAAGUACGAGUUCGAGGACCGCAGCGUCGAAAAGACCAUGGCUACCAUGGUUGAUCAGCCCUACGUCAACCACGUGCCGACACUAACGGGUGGUAUUGGGAGAGAGAACCUGACCAAGUUCUACCGGGACCAUUUCAUCAAUAGUAAUGCGGAGGAUGCAAAGUUGGAGCUGGUGAGUAGGACGGUGGGCAUUGAUCGGAUUGUUGAUGAGUUUUUGUUUAAUUUUACUCAUGAUAGGGGGGUUGAUUGGUUAAUCCCCGGCAUACCACCAACGCACCGCAAAGUGAGUAUCCCAUUCACAAGCAUCGUCAACAUUCGCGGCGAUAGGUUAUACCACGAGCAUAUCGCCUGGGACCAGGGGACCGUUCUCAGACAGCUGGGAUUGUUGCCCGAGUACCUACCUUUUCCGUAUGCGCUGCCGGAUGGACGACAGCCGGGAGAAGGAGGGAAGAGGUUCGAGUAUCGUGUUCCGGUGGCUGGGAUAGAGACGGCAAAGAAGUUGGUGGAUGAGAAUGCGGUUGAGUCGAAUGAGAUGCUGAGAUUCGAAGUGCGGGAGGUGUCGGAUGAGUGA